Messenger RNA from Prunus dulcis (almond), 1831 nucleotides. RefSeq lists its product as uncharacterized. The record is from RefSeq and is a predicted model, not a curated record. NCBI's taxonomy places the organism in Eukaryota, Viridiplantae, Streptophyta, Magnoliopsida, Rosales, Rosaceae. Bases 81 to 1376 code for a protein of 431 amino acids. Gene Ontology annotation, molecular function: protein binding. The transcript has 4 exons.
UUCUGACAAAUAAAAAACCCUUUUUUCUUUUUCUCUCUGUCUCUGUUGAAGCCGCCGCAGAAGCACCAUAUAGCUUGCACAUGGAGGGGGAAUGUUCGAUGUUGGUAAAGCAGGAGACCUCUUAUAAAUCUGUGUUCAUAGUGGCACAACAUUUUGGAAGACUAUAUGAAGGUGUGUUAUAUGAAGUAAAAAUUGAACAAGGAUCAGGAGCAAUUAUAAGGGGAAGACCAGGCAGAGCACUCGUGGGUGAAGAAGAUCGACCCCCAUUGCUUAAUCCUGUAAACAAGAUCUUUGGUGAGAGCGAUAUGGUUAAGCCGUACAGUUGUCGUUUGGUGGCUCUGAGGUUCAAUGGAUUGUCCAAGUUAUAUAUGUUGUUAACUGCUCGCGAUGUCCUUAGGCACAGCCUUAGGUCCACCACCACUGCCCCCGCGGAACCGGACUUGAAGGGACGUAUUUUCGACACAGAGACCAAGUCAUUCUAUACAUUUACGCACCCCAAAUCAUUUAACCGAUGGUCAACUUUGAUGUCUGCGUAUAACAAGCUUUAUCAUCUUGGAAUUGCAGAUUCUUGGUCCCUAAAUAAUCCAAGGGUAGCCUUUGAGCGGUAUGAUCCCUGCAAUGACUGUUGGGAGCCCCUGCCAUCUGUUCCCUUUGCACUCUAUAAGGGCAGAGGAGGGAUGGCUGGUUAUGCUGUUUGCGGAAAUAAUAUUUUGCUCUCAUCGAGUGCCGGCAAGAGUUUCAUUGCUUUUAAUCUGAAGGAAAAUAAAUGGUAUCCUGUCUUAGCUAAGGGGUCUUUUUCUUUCCGCGGGAGGGCUGUGGUUGUAGGCAAUACCAUCUAUUGUUUAUUAACCCUCCAUCAUGGGAAGGUUGCAAAGUUUUCCUUUGAUCCUAGUACGUAUUCUAUAAGCGGAUCGCAGCGACUUUAUGGUUUGGAAUACAACAAAAAGCAUACGUACAACGGAUAUUUUGAACAGUGCUCAGAGUAUAUGGUUCAUCUAGGGAACUUGGAUUUUUGUCUUGUCCAGAGUGGCACUGACAGCAAUUGUUGUGGUCGUCAACCCAUUUGGAUCACCACGUUCCAAAUUGUCUCUGAAGGAGGAAAAAGCUCUAUCAACACCUUGCAUUCAACUGUUUAUGAUGUGGACCUAAAUGGCGCGCACAAAUUCUUAAUUGGUUUCAGCUUCACUCCAGAUUGCGAGGAUAACGAACCCAAAGGAAUAGAAACUAAGGUGAAACUAAUACAUGGACCACUGGAAAAGAGAUACAAACGGAAAGGACACUGCAAGCUCGGGAUCAAGCCCAGGACCAAGCGCACGUCUAGAAAAUCCUUUGGCCUCUGUUUGAAGAGAGGCCUCAUCACUUUGGGCAAACUCUGAAGUUCUGAAGUUGAUUUGGUUGAAAACAACUUAUUUAAUUUUUUUUGGUUGAAAACAACUUAAUUUUUGUGUUCUUAGGCCAUCUCUAACCCAUGAGGCCAACUUACAAAAAUCCCAAAUUAUAGUCCAAUUCAUCUCCCAACUCAAGAAAAGUAAGGAGGCAAAAUUUGGGAAAACCCAAACUUGGGGCCAAAUACCAAUCCAGUUAUUGCCUGAAUUGGAAAACUUUUUGGUGGAGCCCACUUAAGGCUGAGACAUGCCAUUUUCAAGGAAGGGUGAUUGGGGCCCACGUUGCUGGUUCUGCAAAUUGUGUCGCGCCACUUGUCAAAGGUUGGGGAUUUAGCUGUUGGAAUUAAAUAAUGACACAAAUUUUUUUCUUUUUUUUGUUUAUUCUAAUGGUAUCCUAAAACAACGAUCUAGAUUAAAUCCAAGCUAUUUUAACGGUAAAAAAAAAA